This is a messenger RNA of Spinacia oleracea (spinach), 2611 nucleotides long. Its product is annotated as putative wall-associated receptor kinase-like 16. NCBI's taxonomy places the organism in Eukaryota, Viridiplantae, Streptophyta, Magnoliopsida, Caryophyllales, Amaranthaceae. The transcript has 4 exons. The record is from RefSeq and is a predicted model, not a curated record. Gene Ontology annotation, molecular function: ATP binding; protein serine/threonine kinase activity; polysaccharide binding. Gene Ontology annotation, biological process: protein phosphorylation; cell surface receptor signaling pathway. Bases 209 to 2353 code for a protein of 714 amino acids. Gene Ontology annotation, cellular component: plasma membrane.
UCCCUUGUAAUAGUAUGGAGCAAAUGCAUUAAUUUGUAGGGACAUGACAAAUGGGUUUUUGUGUUGGAUAUGGAAAUUUUGAAGUAGUCAAGAUUUUACCAGAAUGAGACUUGUGGAAGGGAAAAAGGGAGGACUUUUCUAAGACUUAUAAUUAUUGUGAGAAGAUAAUGCUGUACUGGUACUGCAAUCACUAUUAUGUGUAACAAAAAUGGCAUCAUCCUUUCCAGAAAACUCUUCAUUUAUAGCAAAGCAAGGAUGUGCAGAUCACUGUGGUGGUGUCUUGAUUCCAUAUCCUUUCGGAAUUGGUGAGAAUUGUUUCCAUGAUGCAUGGUACGAGAUCAUAUGCAAUGUUUCUUUCAAUCCUCCAAAACCAUUCUUGCAUCUGCUGAACUUCGAGGUGGUGGAUAUAAGUUGGAAUGGGAGGUACCGUAAUCAGAACCUGACGUUACAGUAUGCAGAAGGCGGUGAUAAUGAUCAUCAGAUACUGAAACUAAUCAUGGCACCCAAAAGUAUUUGUGUAGGUGAUGCUAUGGACCCAAUUGACAUAAGAAACAGUUCAUAUCGCUUCAUAAGAAAAGAUAAUGUUUUGCUGGUAGACGGCUGUUCAGGUAAUGCUGUAUUGACUGAUGGACUAGGAGAUAACUUGGCUGAAUGUGAUACAGUUUGUUCAGGAAAUAUUAAUCAUGUGACCGCGAAAAAGAGCUGCAGAAAUGGGAUUGGAUGCUGCAUAGCACCAAUUAGCUCCAAGGUAACCUUUUUUGGGUUUUUGAAUAUGUCUCUUAAUGAGAGUAGAACUGUUCCCCCGAAUGCCUGCAACAUGGUAGUUGCUUUAGUUGACAGUAGUUCAGCACACAGUUAUGCUACCGGAAAUUCAACUUUGGAUGAACUUCACCCUACUACGGUGUUAAGAUGGUGGGCUACAUACAUGCCGAUUUUUAGUAGUGACAAUGUCACUUGUGUUGGGAGUUCGAAAUCUCAGACCUGCUUAUGCAAUUUUCCGUAUGAAGGGAACCCCUAUCUUCCAAAUGGAUGCCAAGUUGCAAGAGAGUGUCGAAAGUGCAGAGGUCGAUGUCAAGGCCAAAGCAAUAUGUCAGGCACCUACUACUGUAAGAAGGAUCCUCUGGCAAAACUGGUUGAAAUUCUUGGAGGUACUACCGGCCUUUUGUUGUUGUGCUGCGCGAACUUCACAUGUCUGUGUUACUGUCUGAAAAAACGGAAGCAUCAGAAAAUGAAAGACAGAUGGUUUCAGAAAAAUGGCGGUAUGUUGUUGCAGAAGCAGCAGUUUCCCUCGUUUCAAAACAGCAAUGAACCAACAACACCCCGAAUAUUUACCAGUAACGAGCUGAAAGCUGCCACGAAAAAUUACAGUAGGGAAAACAUUCUUGGUAAAGGUGGCUACGGUACAGUUUAUAAAGGAUUAGUACGGGAUCAAGUAGUCGCAGUAAAGAAAUCUCAGUUAAGUGGGGAAAUUCAAGUUGAACAGUUCAUUAACGAGGUGAUCAUCCUUACACAAGUUAACCACAGACAUGUAGUAAAGCUUUUGGGAUGCUGCUUAGAAACUGAAAUCCCUUUACUGGUGUAUGAAUUUGUCAGUAAUGGUAGUUUGUAUGAUCUGAUCCAUGGUGAAGGAAGCUCAGUAUUUCUCUCUUGGGAAAACUGUCUGAGAAUCGCAACAGAAGCUGCUGAUGCAUUUGCUUAUCUUCAUUCAGCAGCCUCAAUCCCAGUUAUUCACAGAGAUAUCAAGUCAUCUAAUAUACUUCUGGAUGAAAACUUCAUGACAAAAGUAUCCGAUUUUGGAGGGUCAAGACUAGUUCCAAUGGACCAAACUCAAGUAACCACCCUAGUCCAAGGAACUCUAGGGUAUCUCGAUCCUGAAUACUUUCAAACUAGUCAUCUGAGUGAAAAGAGUGAUGUUUAUAGUUUCGGAGUAGUUCUUGCUGAGCUACUAACAAGGCGAAAACCUAUUAUAUGGGAGAGGGGGAUUGAACAGAGAAAUUUAGCAACACAUUUUCUGUCUGCAAUGAAGAACAACCAGUUUUUCAGCAUUUUGGAGCCUCGAUUGAUGAUGGAAACUACCCCUGAGCAGCUCAUUGCUGUUGCAGAGCUUGUCAGACGAUGUCUUAGCCUGAACGGGGAGAAAAGGCCGUCAAUGAAACAAGUUGCAAGGAAGCUGGACAGUUUGAGAAAGUAUGAUGAAAAGUAUGCUGGUAUUAAGGAAGCUGAUGAAGAACAGAACAAUGCCUCUGUAGUUGAAUUUGAGAGUCAUUGUUGUUUGCAGUUCGAGGAAGGGGAUUCAUCGCGGCUGUGCACUAUGGAGGAGGACAUGAUUACUGAAAUGAGAUAUCCUCGCUAGUUGUUAGCAACUUAUGACAUUGUUGUAAGCAACACUGACUGAAUUCGAGCUGAAACUGAUAAGGUAGUUGUUUAUUGUAGUGACAUAACUCAGAUGAUCUGUUCGGCAUGAAAGGAGUCUGAAGUCUGAUAAGGUAGUUGUUUAUUGAAGUGACAUAACUCAGAUGAUCUGUUCGCUAGUUGUUAGCAACUUAUGACAUUGUUGUAGUGAAACUGAUAAGGUGGCACCUGAAACUGAUAAGGUAAGUUGUUUAUUGUA